Clunio marinus is the source of this 405-nucleotide messenger RNA. Lineage: Eukaryota; Metazoa; Arthropoda; Insecta; Diptera; Chironomidae. The record is from the annotation of a GenBank genome assembly.
AUGAAAAAUGAUUUCAUGCUUCAAUGGCACACACCUUACUGCCAAAAUGUCAUCAAUGGCACAUUAAAAACCAAUAAAAAUGGAAUCGUUUUUGAAUUUUGUGCUGUUGUAGGUUGGCUAUGGAACAAAAUCAUAGUGAAAGCUUUAAAAGCUUUCCAAUAUUUUCUAAAGCUUUAUACUUUAAUUAACUUCUUUUCUGAAGCACGAAAACAUUUCACGACUGACAAUUUAAUUGAAUAUGUUCAAUGUUCCAAUUCAGCACUCAUUCUAGUUGGAAGUCUUUCUUUGUGCGGUUUGAAGGUUAAAAAUGAAUUUUCGGUACACGAUGACAAUAAAGCUUCCGUCGUUACAGUUAACUACUCAAAUAAAUGCCUUUUAAACGACAACAAAAAUGAAAAAUUAUAA